AUGUCACCGCUAAACAACAAUACUACCUCCCCGGCAAAGCGGCCAGGAUUGGCCCGCCGCUCUGUGUCAUCCCACGCGAUCAUAACACGCACGUCCUCGGCCAAUGCGACCGACGCAGUCGAUCCCCAGAAAGGACCGCCUGCACACAAGACUCGUGCCCAUGUCGUGGGCGGCGGUCAUCGCGCUCACGGACGUAACCCGUCGUUUGGUAAGAACAUGAAUAAGCUGCAGAGGCUGCAUAGCACGCAGUUGUUUGCCGAGGGUACGACGAUCGGUACAGGCGCCCGACAUCAUCAACGUAAAAAGUCAGCCCCCGUUACACCGGCCGAAAGCCCACGAACGUCAGGCUCCCAUGUCCGUUGGGAGGGCACAAAUACAUCCCUAGGCGAACAUAAGCCGAACACCUCUUCCAUGCGCAAAAACUUGUCCACGCCUUCCCUUCAUCGCAAUACAUCCGCUAUCAUUUCCAAGAAAUCUCUCGUUACAGAGCGACCCCAGUCAGCCAAAGGACGUCCAAAGAAAUCGGUGGGAUUCGAGUUAGUCGCCGACUCCGAUUCCGAAGCAGAGUGGGAAGACAGUACCCAGUCACCAGAAAGCACACGACGCGGUUCUGCUGUGCCGUCUGCCAAAGAUAGCGCUGAAAGCAGUCAAGUUUUGGUGGAUCCAUUAACUUUUGUGAAACGCCCAUACCCUCAAAGCCUGCAGUCAAGGAGUCUUCCGGAGACUAUUAUUAACAAUCUACCCCAAGCAAUCGAAAGCUCCGAUCAUGAGGUUUCAGAUCACGAACAGCCGUCAUCGCUUUCAUCAAACGACCACCAGCGAGAACCGCGAAAGCAGGAACCAGAGGAUAUAGCAAAUCGUUUACUAAGCCAGUCUCGGAUAUCCAAGGCACCACCUGCGAUGUCUUCAAUAUCAGCCAUGGGUACUCCGACUACAGUCGACACUACCCGCCGGAAUGAGUCUUUAACGAACCUUGCUUCUAGCCACGGUGCACUACGACAUGACUCGCCCAUGCCAACAUCUCUGGCUCAGUUUUCGACGCCUCAAGCGACCUCAUCAUCUAUCGAAGGAGGCGUGUCGCGUUUCAUCAUCAACCCCCAGGCGGGAUUACAUGCUACUUCAAAAAACGAUUCCGAUCCUAAUACGCCGUCUUCCUUCCUGCCGCAUUACCAUCCUCAACCACCAACGUCUCCGGAACUCACUUUAGCGAGGAAAACAAAGACUGCCUCUCAGGCACCACGUCCUCCAGGAGCCGGGCCAGCUUCUAGAACACAGCAGAAGCUAUGGCUUCAGCGGACGGCGGCUUUGACUACGUCCCCUCCUGACUCACAUGGACCCCAAGCUCUGCCUCAGGCUACAGUCGACCCUGUCUUCAUGGCUGCUUCGCAUUCACGAACCGGGCAAUACGAUAAUGGUCGAGGAAUCGUAAAUGGGAGCGUUCGAGUUGGGACGACACACGAGAGUGAGGCCAAACACACCCGCAAAGCGUAUGAGAAGAUAUCCUUGGAAUUGCACGUCGUUCGACGGUUUCAGAGUCCAGCGAAGAACAGUCUCUAUCGAAUACAGCGUUUCGAGCACGUAACAGAAAGACCGGGCACGGCUUCAGAAUCUACCGGUGGGCUUUUGGGGAAAAGUUCAAAAUCGGCUCCGUCGCUGACCACAGGGCAAUUUCUACAAACCCCGUCUAAUAAGCAUCCAAAGGCAGCACCCAAAAAUAAUGGGAUGGCUGGGGAGCCGGCAGAUAGUCGCCAACGAGCGGCGAAUUCAGGUCGUGUUUAUUUUCAAGACGACGAUGCGAUAAACAAUACCAGCAACCCUUCUCCAGACUCAGCAGACCGGUUAGCAAUUGAGACUCGGUCUGAUAAUCACAACCCACAGACCGCCACCCAGCCUGGUGUUUCCACCUCCGCCAACGGACCUACAGGUGAAGGUACAAUUGGCAAUCAAGAUCGCGAUGACUACUUUGCUACCGAACAGGAGAUGCUUCUUCGUCGAAUGUGGGAAAGCAGAGGCGAAGUUGCAAGCCCUGGAUAA
Messenger RNA from Talaromyces atroroseus, 2034 nucleotides. RefSeq lists its product as hypothetical. Gene Ontology annotation, cellular component: fungal-type vacuole membrane; TORC1 complex. The record is from RefSeq and is a predicted model, not a curated record. Lineage: Eukaryota; Fungi; Ascomycota; Eurotiomycetes; Eurotiales; Trichocomaceae. The transcript has a single exon. Bases 1 to 2034 code for a protein of 677 amino acids.